AUGAAUGGAGGUAGAAAACGUCGAAUAAGUGUGCACUUCGUAGCAGGAUCCCUUUUCGUACUUGCAGUUUCAGUGGUUACGGUAAGCCUUCUUGAGUGACUCUUUCUAGGUAAUUUGAUUCAAUUCGUUUUCAGGCACAACAAGUUUUCGACGGGAAUGGACAGACAGCUUUUGUGAGACAACAGGUAACUGACUAGUCGGAGCGCCUUUCCAAGAGGUUUCCCUUCCAGCAACCGUUCCAACCUCAGCCUCCAUUCCAACAGAAUCGCAACUUUGUGUGAGUCCUUCCAUUCCCGCUUCUCUUGCACCCACCCGCUCAAAGCUUUCCAAAUGCGAGAAUGACGUGUUCUGUGCCCUCUUGUGAAUGAUAUACAUAUAAAAGGGAAGUGAACAUUGGCGGGCCGACAGUGUAAGCGUUACAACUUGCUUGAAUGGUUAUGAUAACAUCUGUUCUGUCAUCUCAGCCGGAAAACAAUUAGAGCGAUGCAUACAAAGAGAAACUGAAAUCGAGAAGUGUUAAUGCUAAUGUUCAUGACAGUCUGGAAUGGAAUGCGUCGAGAAUUUCCUGUUUCGAAGUGUGCUAUUAUUUGUGCGAAAUCAUGCAAUUACGCGCUUCUUUGAACAUCCUAGCCCCACCGACAGGAGUACGGUGUUCCCUUGGAACUACAGUACCCAUCGCCUCCGUGUGCUUCAAUCUGUCUUUCAGCCUCACGUCGGCGCCUCUGUUCCGCCAUCGCAAUCUCUUCGCCCGUCAGAUCAGCCACCGUCACCGCACCCGUCAAAGGUCCUCCUCUACGGUCCGAACCACCACUCAUCAACCGUCCGUUGCUCCGCUAACCCGUCGUGUGCCCCCACACAUUCGCAAACGAAUCCGGCCUUCUUCCCGCACUAAACCUACCAUGCGUGCUAAUCAACGAACAACGACAAUCAAGUCUAACAUUUCCAGAAGGCAGCAGCCGCCGGCGCCAUUUCAACAGCAGAGACAGCAGCCGUUCCGAUUCCAACAACAGCCGAUUCAGCGGCAGCAGCAGCCACGUCUCCAGCCGGCGUUUGUCCGUGGAGGGAUGCCCCGAGCGGUUGCCGUCCCCCCUAACCGUCCCUUCGCUCUCCGAGCUCCCCUCUCUCCGAUACCGUUCGGAUCUGUCCAGCAGCGGCGGCUACAGACCGCCCGUCGUCUCCCCCAGAACAACAUGCGUCUGUCCCUCCGUCCUCCGGCACCCCCUUCGACGCCUCCGAUCCUUACCACUACCACUCCUCUUCCUUCUCCUCCCCCUCCUCCUCCGUCCACCAUUCCGACGACUCCAUCCCCUCCGCGCCUUCCUUCGUCCAAUUCGACUUCCAUCAAAUCAGCCGGAGGACUUCUUCGCCGUCCGAUUAUCGUUCAGCAGUUGAACUUGAACCUGCGAAGGAAGCCUCAGAUGACACGUGGACAGUUCCGGAGACCUUCUUCUAACCAUCCAUUCCCCCCGAUCCGCCAUCAACUGACUCACCGAGUUAAACCCGAUAGGUUUGAUACUAACUGGAAACCGAUGCUAAUAAAUAAGAGUUCAAUAGAAUGAGGUAGCCGAUCUUUUGCAGAGUGACGAGACCGAUUCCGACAACGACUCAGAGCACAACAGAAGUUACGACUACUCUUGAGACCAUCGCUUCAGGUUUGAACUAAAUACUUAUUUUUUCGAAACAUUAGAUUCAGAAGCGGUGCUCCGAAAAGUGAACCAUCAGAAGCGAGUGGACGACAUCGAAGCAGCCAUUCUCCAGGCAGUCAUUGGUUUUCUUUCCCGUUUCUCUUCCCCUUUCAGAAUUCCUUUUCCAGAGUCUUCUUCCCCCGUUCCCCCGUCAUCCACUCAUCGUCCGCGCAGAAUCCGGCCGGGUCAACAGCACCGCACAGCAGCUCCACGCGUCGACAGCAUAGAAGAAGCCGUGCUGCGAGCAGUUCUUGAGGCGAAUCCGCCCACGGCUGCUACACAAGAAACGACGACGACGACAGAAGAGAACACGGCGGUGACGACGACUGAGGAGCCGACGACAACGGCACAGAAAACAGGUGAGAGUGGAAUCGCGGGGGGAAAACGGAAGAGAGGUAUUUAGAAGCGACGUCGCUGUUUCCGGCAUUUGCGACGAGAAGACAGACGCAUAGAAGACGGACGACAACAACGGAAACACCGACAACUCCAGAAGUGACGAUGACGACGGAAACGACGACGAUGAGCACGGAAGGUGGGUAUAAUCGGAAAGAGGGUGCUGAGGAACUGUUUGCAGAGCCAACAACAACAACGACGACGACGACGACAACGACAGAAGCACCAUCGACUACUUCAGAAGAGCCGACGACGAUCACGAUUGCAGUGCCGGAGGAGGAGUUCGAGGACAUAAACGCGCAGACGGAAGACCAUCAGCUGCAUCAGAUUGAGGAGAACGUGAUCGCAGGUGCUCCGUCCCUUCCCUUCCUUUCGGAGCAAUCGUUCCUUUCAGCCCUCUCCACUCCGUCCACACCGCCGACGUCUCCUGCCCCUCCUCCUUCUUCCUCUUCUUCUUCUUCUCCGUCUCCACCUGCUCCUCCUUCCAUUCCAACGUCAUCUGAAUCUCCGUUUUCUGCUGCUGGACCGCCCGGAUCGAUGCCUCCUUCUGAUGACAUCGUCGACGAACUGAACGAAUCCUCCGACUUCCUCCAGGCGGCCCAACGUCUUCAUCUGCUCAGGAGGCUUCUUCAGUGA
Molecule: messenger RNA, 2714 nt
Organism: Caenorhabditis sp. 36 PRJEB53466
Lineage: Eukaryota; Metazoa; Nematoda; Chromadorea; Rhabditida; Rhabditidae
Source: the annotation of a GenBank genome assembly